AUGGACGUCACUGCGGGUGUCGACGACAGAGCGGUUUAUGCGAAGCUGUCCACUUCAGCGUCGUCGUCGUUUGACCACCGUCCUGCAGGCUAUCUGCCGCGAAGUAGUUUAUCCCGGAACGCCCAGCAUGGCGUGGAUGAGGACUUGGUUCUCGAUUCUCGGGAUGUCGCACUGAACUCCCAGGAUGAACAGUUGGCAUCGGAUGCUACGGACUGUGUGAUUAGGUGUUUCCAGCGCGUGUCUUUCGGCGCUGUGUUGAUCAUCAUCGCCCUGCUUCUAAUGCGCUCGACGUCGCAAACACUGCAGGAGAGGCCCGAACCGGAAAAGAGGUUCGUGAUGCCAGAGCCGUUGAUCGAGAGGCCGCAGUCUGACCAUCAUGAUCAGUUGGAAGGACAUGGCAUCAUCGACCAGGAGUUUGAACGGCAUGGGCGAGCCAUCGACCAGGAUAACUUUGAACGACAUGGCCUCAUUGACCAGGCGGGCACAUGCAAGGCAGCCUCCUUCCUCCUGGGCGCCUUCCCGGGAAGCUUUGACCUUGGCCAUCCAGUAAAGUUUACGGCCGUGACAGACAGCUGCCAUCCAUAA
Molecule: messenger RNA, 585 nt
Organism: Symbiodinium sp. CCMP2456
Lineage: Eukaryota; Dinophyceae; Suessiales; Symbiodiniaceae
Source: the annotation of a GenBank genome assembly